AUGUCUCAUGUCACAGACAUGAAAGUUCUUUUCACCAGAUUAUUUUCUAUUAAAAAUGGGUUUAAUAACAUAAGAUGGGGAACUAGACAAUUUAGUCAAGAUUCAGGAAAAUCAGUACAAACUCUCCCACCUUUGUCAGAGCCUAUGCCAAACCUAUCACCUGUAAUUUACUCUUCUGCUAAAUCUGAAGAUUCAAUCACAGAAGUUACCGUGCUGAGUAAUGGCUUGAGAGUAGCAUCUGAAAAAAAAUUUGGACAAUUUUGUACCGCAGGAGUGGUUAUUGAUUCAGGGCCAAGAUAUGAGGUAGCUUAUCCAAGUGGCAUUUGUCACUUUCUUGAAAAAUUAAGUUUUGGUGCCACUCAUAAAUAUCCAACGCGUGAUGUGAUGUUGAGGGAGUUGGAAAGGCAUGGAGGAAUUUGUGACUGCCAAGGUUCCCGCGAUACCACUGUGUAUGCUGCCAGUGCUGACUCUAAAGGUCUUGAAGCUGUUACACAGGUAUUGGCAGAGGUUACUUUGAGGCCACAGUUAUCUACUGACGAAAUUGAGGCGGCAAGACAGGCAGUUGCAUUUGAAUUAGAAACAUUGUCAAUGAGGCCAGAACAAGAAACUAUUUUAAUGGAUAUGAUUCAUGCUGCUGCUUACAAAGGAAACACUCUGGGAUUACCGAAAAUAUGUCCACAAGAAAAUGUUUAUAAGAUAGACAGAGGAAUUAUUCUAAAUUAUUUGAAGAAUCACUACACGCCUAACAGAAUGGUUGUUGCUGCAGUUGGUGUGGACCAUGAACCUUUUGUUGAGUAUGUACAAAAGUAUUUUGUUGAUAUGAAACCUAUGUGGAACUCGGAAGACAAUAAUUCCUUCACCCCUAAUGUUGAUAAGUCAAUCGCUCAGUAUACCGGUGGCAUCGAACAGGAAGAAUGUGAAAUACCACUGUACCCGGGAUCUGAUCUGCCUGAAUUGUCUCAUGUUGUUAUUGGAAUUGAAAGUUGUUCCCAUGGUGACCCAGACUUUGUAGCAACAUGUGUUUUAAACAUGAUGAUGGGCGGCGGUGGUUCCUUUUCGGCAGGCGGUCCUGGAAAGGGCAUGUACACACGCCUUUACACUAACGUACUUAAUAGAUAUCACUGGAUGUUCAACGCAACCGCGUACAAUCACGCCUACGGCGACACGGGCCUCUUUUGCGUACACUCCGCGUCACCACCUAACCGCAUUUAUGAUACCACGAUAGUUAUUGCACGGGAGCUCUCCAAUAUGGCCGGCAAAGUUGGCGAAACUGAAUUACGUAGAGCUAAAACCCAGCUUCAGUCAAUGUUACUCAUGAACUUGGAAGCGAGACCUGUUGUAUUUGAGGAUGUUGGACGACAAGUAUUAGCCACUGGCAAGAGAAAACCGCCUUCAUAUUUCAUUAAUGAGAUUGAGAAAAUCACGGCUGACGAUAUUGUACGUGUGGCAAAACGUAUGUUAAGCAAGCGUCCAUCCGUUGCUGCUCGAGGAAAACUAACGCAUUUGCCUACUUUCGAAGAAAUACAAGCCAAUAUGACACUAAACAAAAGUGAUACUUCCCCACAAGGGAGACGACUUAAUCUAUUCCGCGUUUAA
Parnassius mnemosyne (clouded apollo) is the source of this 1596-nucleotide messenger RNA. The record is from the annotation of a GenBank genome assembly. NCBI's taxonomy places the organism in Eukaryota, Metazoa, Arthropoda, Insecta, Lepidoptera, Papilionidae.